This is a messenger RNA of Racocetra fulgida, 505 nucleotides long. The record is from the annotation of a GenBank genome assembly. Lineage: Eukaryota; Fungi; Glomeromycota; Glomeromycetes; Diversisporales; Gigasporaceae.
GCUCAAUCUAUUUUUAUAGGAGAAAAGGGUAAUACUGCAUCAGGAAUACCAUUGCACUAUAAAGGAUCUAUAUUUCAUCGUGUGAUUAAGGUUGGGGGUGAUUUCACCAAAGGAAAUGGUACUGGAGGUGAAAGCAUUUAUGGUGAAAAAUUCGAAGAUGAGGCUUUUGAAUAUAAGCAUGAUCAACCUUUUCUCUUGUCGAUGGCGAAUGCCGGUCCUAACACCAAUGGAUCCCAAUUUUUUAUCACUACAAAUAAAGCUGAACAUUUGGACGGAAAACAUGUGGUUUUUGGUAAAGUGAUCAAAGGCAAAUCUAUCGUUCGUGCCAUUGAAGCUGUUAAUACUGCAGGCGAGAGUCCGGUAAAAACCAUCAAGAUUGCUGAUUGCGGAGAAUUAAAGGAAGGUGAAGAUGACGGCAUACCGCAACUAAUGGACGGAGAUGAGUACGAAGAUUGGCCUGAACAAAACGAUCUGCUUCAAAUCGCAAAGAAAGUAAAAGAUAUCG